Molecule: messenger RNA, 1282 nt
Organism: Chiloscyllium plagiosum (whitespotted bambooshark)
Lineage: Eukaryota; Metazoa; Chordata; Chondrichthyes; Orectolobiformes; Hemiscylliidae
Source: RefSeq, a predicted model, not a curated record
GGAUGGAUCAAGCGGAUAGACAGAGACAUUUAUGAGCAUCUUGUGUAAUCCACAAACCUUUCGCUCCCACGUUCAGGACGAUGGCUCCAGGCAUUGUUGCAGUCGCCGGGCCUGGGGGUGACGGCUGGUCACCAUCUUUGUAGAGGAAUGAGCGGGAGGUGUUGGCUGCACCACUCCGCCAUUGUUCAGAAUGGAGACAGAGAGGAGGGGUUUUCAUGGAGGAUGCACAGUGAUACCACCAGCUCCCUGCAUUUUUGCUCAGCUUCACAUUUUUGGAUCAUUGGAAUCUCUUCUGGGGAAGAGAAGGAAAGUAUUUGAGUCUUGAACUGAGCGCACAAUAAAUCUCAACAAGGUCUGAUUGAGUCACCCAAAUUAUUGUCAUCUGAAUCUGAUUGGAUGUUGAGCAUGGAAGGGCAAAACACCAUUCAUGGUGGAGAAAACCCAUGCAUAUGUUAUGUGCAUGGUCAUGGAUUCAGUCAACCAUCUGGCCUUUCAAAUUAUAGGAAGAAUCACACUGGGAAGAAACCGUGGAAAUGUCAGGAUUGUGAGGAGGGAUUCAGAUUUCCAUCUGAGCUGGAAAUCCACCGCCGCACUCACACUGGAGAGAGGCCAUUUACCUGCUUCAGAUGUGGGAAGGGAUUCACUCAGUCAUCCCACCUGAUGGCACACCAGCGAGUUCACACUGAUGAAAGACCUUUUAAAUGUCCAGAUUGUGGAAAGUGCUAUAAAUGUUCUAGUGAACUGAUGCGCCAUCGGCGUGUUCACACUGAUAAGGAACCAUUUAGGUGUUCUCAUUGUGAGACUGGGUUCAAGAUUUCAUCUCAACUCACUGUACAUCAGCGAGUUCACACUGUGCAGAGAUUGGUCACUUGCUCUGAGUGCGGGAAGAGAUUCAGUCAAUCUUCCAAUCUGCAGACUUGCACUCAUGAUAGACUGUUCACCUGCACCAUGUGUGAGAAGAAAUUUGCUCACUCGUCCAAUCUGCUGAAACACCAACGAGUUCACAGUGAUGAGAGACCUUUUAAAUGCUCAGAAUGUGGGAAGUGCUAUAGAAGUCCCCGGGAACUGAUGUCGCAUCAACGUGUUCAUACUGAUGAGAAACCAUUCAGAUGCUCUCAUUGUACAACAGGGUUCAGACGAUCAUCUGACCUCGCUAAACACCAGCGAAUUCACACUGCUCCAAGUGUAGGAAGGGAUUCACUCAGUCAUCUAGCUUGCUCAGACACCAGCGAGCUCACAAGUAAUGUAUUGAUUAUAUUUCACCAUUAAUCACAUCCAGGAA